AUAGCAAAAACAGGCUUCGGUUACGGUUACGGUUACUGCAGUUGCUGAUACUGCUGUUACAAACGAGAACAGAGAAGUUUAGAUACGUUUGUAAGAAUCUAGGGCAUUUCCAGAAUCCGAGAAUGUUCAAAAAAUUCAGUGAAAAACAGUAUGAGGUGGCUGUAAAGGGAAGAGAAUGGUGAGUUUGACCUGUUCAAAACAAACAAACCAAACACAAACAUAGAAGAUGCCAAACAUAGGAAACAGAAACAUGGGAUGCACCAGAACUCCACAUUCUCUGGCUAAUUAUUGGGAGCAGAGGGUGUGAUCCCUCCAUUUUUCCCUGCAAAGCAAAAUGAAUAUCCCUUAUAGGGAUCCCAGAAGACCCCAUUUCAGGCUUCUUUAUUGUUGUCACUCUUCAUUCUAAAUUGAAAAAAAAUCCUCAUCCUCAACCCCCCAGGAGGUAUGGGGAAGAUAGAAAAAACAAUAAAGACCCUCACACAACCUUUUCUAUCACCCUUCAUGUCAUCAUCAUCCAUGAUGGCUAUCCUCCUGGUCAUCCUCACCAUUCUCUUCUCCUUCUUCUCCUCUCCUUCAUUGGCCGCAGAAUCCUUCCAACCCAAAGACAAUUUCUUGAUCGAUUGUGGCGCAGACACUGCCUCCACCCUCCCUGAUGGAAGACAUUUCAAAACAGACCCUCAAGCAACUUCUUUCUUGAAAGCCAAUGAUGAGUACAAGGUUAAUGCCCCAGAUGCAAAACUCGACUACCCUAUAUACAAGUCUGCAAGAAUCUUCAUCCAAGAAGCAGUUUACUCCUUCCAUUUGGUGCAACCGGGUUUUCACUGGGUUCGCCUGCAUUUCUACCCCAUCAAGAACAGUGUCUUUGAUCUCCAAAAGGCCACUUUUUCCGUCUUCACAGACACCUAUGUUCUUCUCCACAGCUUCAACGUCAACAACACUGACAAGCCAAUCCUCAAGGAGUACCUCAUCAAUGCAACCGAGCCUCAGUUCUCGCUCUCCUUCAUCCCCAUGAAAAACUCCGCCGCUUUCAUCAACGGCAUUGAGGUUGUUUCAGUUCCUGAUGAACUCAUCUUCGACACCGCCACCAGCCUCUUCCCGGUGGGGGAAUUCUCCGGCAUCACAUCCUACGGGUUGCAGCCUGUUUUCCGGGUCAACAAUGGAGGGCCUCUCAUCACCUCGUCCAAUGAUACCCUUGCGAGAACUUGGGAGCCUGAUGAGGCUUUCCUCACAAACAAGAACUUGGCCAAGAGUAUCUCUGUGGCCACCAAUGCUGUUAAGUUCCCCCAGCACAACCCUGCAAUCUCCCCUCUCACAGCUCCACAGACUGUGUAUGCUUCCGCCACUGAGAUGGCUGAUGCUGGUGUCAACAACCCGAAUUUCAACGUGUCGUGGAAAUUUGAUGUUGACCCUUCUUUCAGCUACCUUGUUAGGCUUCACUUCUGUGACAUUGUUAGCAAAGGGCUGAAUCAACUCUACUUUAAUGUGUAUGUUAAUGGGAAAAUGGCGAUCUCUAACUUUGAUUUGUCAGCCACCACCGGUGCCUUGUCAACACCGUAUUACAAGGACAUUGUGGUGAAUGCAACACUGAUGACAGAGGAGGGAUUGUCAAUUCAGGUUGGUCCAGCUUCUGGUGGUAGUGCAAGUGCCAAUGCCAUUGUGAAUGGUAUAGAGGUUAUAAAGAUGAGCAACAUUGUGAACAGUUUGGAUGGAGAGUUUGGGGUUGAUGGAAGAUGUGUUAGUGGUUCUAGCCGCGGCACGGUGGCUGCAGUUGGAUUUGCCAUGAUGUUUGGAGCUUUUGUUGGGCUCGGAGCCAUGGUGAUCAAGUGGCACAAGAGGCCUCAAGACUGGCAGAAGAGGAACAGCUUCUCUUCAUGGUUGCUGCCUCUGCAUGCUGGUGACACAAGCUUCAUGAGCAGCAAGAACUCAAUGGGAAAGAGCAAUUUUUUCUCCUCAUCAAUGGGAUUAGGCCGGUACUUCUCCUUUGCUGAACUUCAGGAAGCAACCAAGAACUUUGACUCAAAGAACAUCAUUGGUGUUGGUGGAUUUGGCAAUGUGUAUCUGGGUGUGAUAGAUGAGGGGACUCAGGUGGCAGUGAAGAGAGGAAACCCUCAAUCAGAGCAAGGCAUCAACGAAUUUCAGACAGAAAUCCAAAUGUUGUCGAAGCUCAGGCACAGGCACUUGGUGUCCUUGAUUGGAUACUGUGAUGAGAAUGAUGAGAUGAUUCUGGUUUAUGAGUACAUGCCCAAUGGACACUUCAGAGACCAUCUUUAUGGAAAGAACAUGCCUCCUCUCUCAUGGAAGCAAAGACUAGAGAUCUGCAUUGGUUCAGCUCGUGGACUUCAUUACCUUCACACAGGCACAGCUCAAGGAAUCAUUCACCGUGAUGUCAAGACCACCAACAUCUUGCUUGAUGAGAAUCUGACAGCAAAGGUUUCUGAUUUUGGACUUUCCAAGGAUGCACCAAUGGGACAGGGACAUGUUAGCACUGCGGUGAAGGGUAGCUUUGGUUAUCUUGACCCUGAGUACUUCAGAAGACAGCAACUCACAGAAAAAUCUGAUGUGUACUCCUUUGGGGUGGUUCUGCUUGAGGCACUGUGUGCAAGGCCAGCCAUCAACCCUCAGUUGCCCCGUGAACAAGUAAACUUGGCCGAUUGGGCGAUGCAGUGGAAGAGAAAGGGCUUGCUUGACAAGAUCAUAGACCCUCACCUGGUUGGAUCCAUCAAUCCUGAAUCUAUGAAGAAGUUUGCUGAGGCUGCUGAGAAGUGUUUGGCUGAUCAUGGAGUGGAUAGGCCUUCAAUGGGAGAUGUAUUGUGGAACUUGGAGUAUGCUUUGCAGCUUCAAGAGGCCUUCACACAAGGAAAGGCUGAGGAUGAGACAAAGUUAUCUGCAGCUGGUGCUCCUCCUUCACCUCUGCCACAGGCACCUGCCACUCCCACCGGUGACACGCCGACACAGCCGCCGGCACCGACGUCACCGGCAGCGGUGGCAGUGCCACGGGCAGAAGUGAAUAAUCCUACACCAGAAGUACAUUCUAUUGAUGACCAUUCUGGAACUGCAAUGUUUGCUCAGUUUAACAAUCUCAAUGGCAGGUAAAAGGCUAAUUCGGUUUUUUCAUGAAUGGAACUUCCAACUGGACCGCCACAACUUUGCUCAUCUCUAGGAGAUGUUAUAGUAACUUUGUGAAGGCUUGGACCAAAAAAUUCCUGUGUAAUGGUGUGAUAUAUUGUGUAUUGUUUCUCGAGUAGGUUCUCUUGUCCUCUUGUAUUGUGUGUGGGGUAUUAUUUUGCAUGACAGCAAAAGAGUGUAUCAGAUAUGUAAUGUGAUUAACUUGUUGGCUUGUGAGAACACAUGCAUAUUCAGCAGUACCAUUAAUCAUGUAUGGUAUUAUAUAAAUGAAUUGUUGUAUAUUGAUAUGUAACUUGUAUAGGGGAGGUAAGUGUAGAAGCAUGUUCAAAGAAACUGGCUACUGCAGGUAGUGAAGUUGACUUGAAAUUUUGUGUAAUGGACCAAUAUUCUAGCAGGGUUUCUGAGUCAUUUUACAAAAAUGUCCUCUUUCUCUCAU
This is a messenger RNA of Vigna unguiculata (cowpea), 3562 nucleotides long. RefSeq names its product Malectin/receptor-like protein kinase family protein. The record is from RefSeq and is a predicted model, not a curated record. Gene Ontology annotation, biological process: protein phosphorylation. Lineage: Eukaryota; Viridiplantae; Streptophyta; Magnoliopsida; Fabales; Fabaceae. Gene Ontology annotation, molecular function: ATP binding; protein kinase activity.